Messenger RNA from Neogale vison (American mink), 1257 nucleotides. It is a transcript of the gene MED20, whose product is annotated as mediator complex subunit 20. The record is from RefSeq and is a predicted model, not a curated record. NCBI's taxonomy places the organism in Eukaryota, Metazoa, Chordata, Mammalia, Carnivora, Mustelidae. Gene Ontology annotation, biological process: regulation of transcription by RNA polymerase II. Gene Ontology annotation, molecular function: transcription coactivator activity. The transcript is spliced from 4 exons. Gene Ontology annotation, cellular component: mediator complex. The coding region runs from base 142 to 780 and encodes 212 amino acids.
GACUGGACGCUCUGUUUUUACCUCAUUUCCGGAGCACAUCCCUCGUUAGAAGCUUGCACUAGGGUGGAUUCGCCUAGUGUGGGCGGCCGGAGACCGCUGUGAUUCAACUAUUUGUUCCUGUCACCCUCCUGGCCCGGUACCAUGGGAGUGACUUGUGUGUCCCAGAUGCCUGUGGCUGAGGGCAAGAGUGUCCAGCAGACGGUGGAGCUCCUCACCCGGAAAUUGGAGAUGCUUGGGGCAGAGAAGCAAGGAACAUUUUGUGUGGAUUGUGAGACCUACCACACAGCUGCCUCCACUCUUGGCAGCCAAGGUCAGGCUGGGAAGCUGAUGUACGUGAUGCACAACUCAGAGUAUCCUCUGAGCUGCUUCGCCCUCUUUGAGAAUGGCCCUUGGCUUAUUGCCGACACCAACUUCGACGUGCUCAUGGUGAAACUCAAGGGCUUCUUCCAGAGUGCCAAGGCCAGCAAGAUUGAGACACGGGGUACCCGUUACCAGUACUGUGACUUCCUAGUAAAGGUGGGCACAGUCACCAUGGGACCCAGUGCCCGGGGAAUCUCUGUAGAGGUGGAGUAUGGCCCCUGUGUGGUAGCUAGUGACUGCUGGAGCCUGCUGCUCGAGUUCCUACAGAGUUUUCUAGGCAGCCACACACCAGGGGCUCCCGCAGUGUUUGGGAACAGACACGAUGCCGUCUAUGGCCCAGCAGAUACCAUGAUCCAGUACAUGGAACUCUUCAAUAAGAUCCGCAAGCAGCAGCAGGUGCCGGUGGCUGGGAUUCGUUAGUGACUGGUGGCUGCCUAGCUGAGCUCUGUCACCAGGGGGUCGGUGCAGGAAGAGCAGGGGCUGCACCCUGAGCCCCUGGACCCCAGAAACCCAUGGCAGACAUGGAGGCUUCUCUCCCUCCUCUCAGCUGUGACUUUUGUUCUGGGGAUCUGGACUCCCCUCCCCUGACCCUCACACACAGCCCCCCGGCAGCUGCUUCACCCUACGCCUUACUGGACUUGGCCUGUUCUCAAGAAUGGUAAUUACGAAGAAUGGAGAAGUGUGGAGCUUUCCUGCUUUAGGGAAAAGGUAGGACAGAGCUGUCCCUGCCCAGUGUUGGUGGGAAAGCAGUCUGUAUCUCCAGCUGUUGCAGAUUUGGCCUAGGUCCACAGUGGAUGGACUGGGCUGGGCUGUGCUGGGCUGUAAUAAAGGCCUCUUCCUCUACUCCAGGGAUGCAGUUGGGCCUCUCCUGGAGAAGGAGUAGAAGGCAUAACUUGG